UGGUUUAGAAAUUUGGUGCAUAGAGAAGUUUCGGCUGGUUCCAGUCCCAAAGUCUAAACACGGGAAAUUUUUUUCUGGAAGUGCAUAUGUAAUUUUGAAUACAGUUCUGCAUAUAAGUGGCAUUCCUCGGCAUGACAUUCAUUAUUGGCUCGGAAAUGAUGCAAACGAGGAGGACACAGCCCUGGCAUCAGACAAAGCUCUUGAAUUGGAUGCAACCCUCGGCUCCCAUGCUGUACAAUACAGGGAAGUGCAAGGCCAAGAAACAGAAAGGUUCUUGUCAUACUUCAAACCCUGUAUCAUCCCAGUUGAAGGAGUCUUUUCUACGGAACCAGGACAUGUAGACAGUGUAAAAUACCAAGUCACCUUGUUAAGGUGCAAGGGAGAUCGUAAUGUUCACGUUGAAGAAGUGCCUUUUAUUCGAUCAUCGUUGAACCACAGUGACGUUUUUGUACUUGACACAGCAUCCAAAAUUUUCCUCUUUAGUGGAUGCAACUCCAGUAUACAAGAAAGAGCUAAAGCUUUGGAGGUUGUUCAGUAUAUCAAAGAGAAUAAACACAGUGAAAACUGUGAGAUUGCAACUAUAGAUGAUGGAAAAUUUGUUGGUGAUUCUGACGUGGGGGAAUUCUGGAGCUUAUUUGGUGGCUAUGCUCCCAUUCCUCGGGACUUGUCCUCCACUGGUCUGGAACAACCUGAAAUUUCAAAUGUAAAACUGUUCUGGGUAUCAACCCAGGGAAAACUAUGUCAGAUUGGGACUGAUACUUUGAAUAAAGAGAUGCUUGACUCAAACAAGUGCUAUAUGUUGGAUUCUGAUACUGAGCUUUUUGUUUGGAUGGGAAGAACUACCUCAAUUACGGAACGGAAGACAUCAAUCUCAGCUGUCGAAGAUUUCCUCAGGUCUCAGGGCAGAUCAGUUGGUACCCACUUAACAUUUUUAGCUGAAGGAUCAGAAACUGCUAUAUUUAGGUCAUACUUUGGCGACUGGCCUCAAACUCUAGAGCCAAAGUUGUAUGAAGAAGGUCGAGGAAAAGUAGCAGCAAUAUUUAAGCAGCAUGGUUAUGAUGUGAAAGAGCUUCCCGAUGAAGAUGACCAGCAAUUUAUGGAUUUUAGUGGCACACUAAAGGUUUGGCGGGUAAAUGGUCACGAAGUAUUCCUUCUGCCUCUCGCGGAACAGACCAAGCUUUUCAGUGGGGACUGCUAUAUUGUUCAGUUCAUAUAUCCUGGCGAUGGAAGGGAUGAGAAUCUAUUCUAUACUUGGUUUGGUCGCAGGAGUGUAAUGGCUGAUAGGACCGAUGCAAUCUCCCAUAUGCAUGCUAUCACAAAUGCAACCAAGGGAGAACCAGUUAUGGCUCAAAUUGUUGAGAAAAGGGAACCGACUCAUUUUUUCCUGAUUUUCCAGAGAUUGAUUAUUUUUAAGGGAGGUAUGAGUACAAGAUACAAGAGUGUUAUAGCAGAAAAAGGUAUUGCAGAUGAAACUUAUGAUGACACUAGGACGGCUCUAUUCCGAGUUCAAGGAACAAGUGCAAAUAACAUGCAAGCCAUCCAAGUUGAUCAAGUUUCAAGUUCUCUUAAUUCAUCCUAUUGUUACAUCCUGAAGACGAAGACAUCUAUCUUCACUUGGGUCGGGAGUCUCUCCUCUGCCAUAGACCAUGAUCUUCUUGACAGAAUGCUCGAUCUAUUGAAUUCCACAUGGCAACCUAUACUGGUGAGGGAAGGUAGUGAACCUGAUGUUUUCUGGAAUGCAUUGGGUGGAAAGGCGGAAUAUCCAAGGGAAAAGGACAUUAAAGGAUAUUCAGAAGAUCCACAUUUGUUUAUAUGUGCCUUUACUACAGGUGAUUUCAAGGUGAAAGAGAUUUUCAAUUUCUCACAAGAUGAUUUAACCACUGAAGAUGUCUUAGUGCUGGACUGCCACUCUGAAAUCUAUGUUUGGUUAGGGCGCCAUUCGCAUGUUGAAUCAAAGCAACAAGGCCUUAAUCUUGGCAUGAAGUUCCUUGAAAAGGACAUUCUUGUUGAAGGACUUUCUUCAGAGACCCCUGUCUAUGUUGUUACAGAAGGGUAUGAGCCACCAUUCUUCACUUUCUUCUUUGAAUGGGAUUCCUCAAAGGCAAAUAUGCUUGGUAACUCCUUUGAGCGGAAGCUUGCUAUGUUAAAGGGAAAAGCACAAAACUUGGAAAAAUCUUUAAGAAGUUCAUGGAAAGCACACUCUUUGGAGACUACGCCAGAUGAGAGAAGCCGCUCUCUCAGUGUCAAUGGGCUGGGAAGAAGUUCAUCUCCUGCGUCCAGAUUUUCAGACUCUCAUUCUUCGGAUAAUCACCACCUUUCCAGCCCAACUCCAAUUCCCAGACAUCUUUUUUCAGGAUCUUCUCCUGAUUCUGUUAAUGCUGGUUCUGUAGCAAAUGUGCCCAGUGCUCCUUCCGGGAAUGCUGCUAUCGUGCAGGUAGAUCAAAGUGAGGCCAAUAUAAACGUUCUAAUCUAUCCAUAUGAAAGACUAAAAGUGGGGUCAACUGACCCAGUAACGGGCAUAGACAUCACCAAAAGAGAGGUAACAGCUUUCUUAUUCGUUGAGAUACAGCAGAACUUGCUUCAUUCUUUUAAGAAACCUUGUUUUCAGGGAAAUGAGUUAAAAUAA
Molecule: messenger RNA, 2626 nt
Organism: Ilex paraguariensis (yerba mate)
Lineage: Eukaryota; Viridiplantae; Streptophyta; Magnoliopsida; Aquifoliales; Aquifoliaceae
Source: the annotation of a GenBank genome assembly